UUCUUAACUUUGUAAAAUUUCAUCUCCUUAUAAAUACAUAUAUAUCGCUUCUUUCUUUCCAUCCAACAUUCUAACAAAUUAUAAUUCUUUUUCAGAAUAUUCGAUUCUCGCCUUCUGUAACAUAUUGCAAUGGAGAAAGCAUCAUCAUCAAUUUCUCAUAACACCCUCCUUUCAAAUUUACUUGAUUUUUCUUUGUUAUAUAGUAUUGUAUAUGACUUUCAACAAAGCAUAUCAUGUUUUUUUCAUCAUAAAUCUUCAUCUUUUUGUGAUUUUGAACCCAAAUUAGAUGAUAAGAAGAAGAAUUAUGAUGUGGGUAAGAAGGAUUUGGAACAUUUGGUGAGCAAAAAUGGUAAAAAUGAGGGUGAUUAUUGCUUGUUUGGGCAUGAUAUAAAUUUGGUUAUGGAAAGACUUGGAAUACAAAAGUGUGUAUUUGAAGGAGAUGAAGAGGUUGAAAAGAAGUGUGAUUUUGAUGAAAUUAGUGAUUUAUUUGAAGAAGAACCAAGUUUGGAAGAGGUUAAGGAAGCUUUUGAUGUGUUUGAUCAAAAUAAAGAUGGGUUUAUUGAUGCACAAGAAUUGCUGAGGGUGCUCGAGGCUUUAGGGCUUAGACAAGGUCAAGGAUAUGAGUUGCAUGAAUGCAACAAUAUGAUUAAUGCCUUUAAUACAAUUAAGGAUGGGAAACUUGGUUUUAAUGACUUUGUAAGAUUUAUGUUGAACACAUUAUAAUUAUUAUUUCUUUUUUUUUUCUUUCUUGUUAUAAUUAUUAUUUCUUUUUUUUUUUCUUUCUUGGUUGUUUAUUGUAAUAAUCUUAGAAUAGGUCGAACUUUUAAAAACGCCAACAUCUACUCAUGGAAGUGUUACCCCCACAUCUAUUUCUAAUGAAAUAAAUAUAUGGCUUAACGACUAAAAAAUAACUUAAUAACUUUAAUCCAACAAAAGGUCUUACAACAUAAGAAAAAACUGAAACGCAAUCUAUGUCCAUAUAAAAUUUAAACAACUUAAGUUAAAAUUUAAACUGAAAUACGACUCUAAUAAAAGCUAUGUUUCUAGGUGAUCCUUACUCCACGAUUUCCAUGCAAUCAAUAACCUGCAACAUAAGAAUGCAAGAAAAACAAGAGAAAAACUCCCAAAAUCAGGAAAUUGAAUAAUUCCAACUCCAUCCCAUAAAA
Messenger RNA from Amaranthus tricolor (Joseph's coat), 1166 nucleotides. Its product is annotated as probable calcium-binding protein CML46. Gene Ontology annotation, molecular function: calcium ion binding. The record is from RefSeq and is a predicted model, not a curated record. Bases 130 to 723 code for a protein of 197 amino acids. The transcript has a single exon. NCBI's taxonomy places the organism in Eukaryota, Viridiplantae, Streptophyta, Magnoliopsida, Caryophyllales, Amaranthaceae.